This is a messenger RNA of Diorhabda carinulata, 955 nucleotides long. It is a transcript of the gene Timp, whose product is annotated as tissue inhibitor of metalloproteinase. The transcript is spliced from 5 exons. Gene Ontology annotation, cellular component: extracellular matrix. Bases 267 to 914 code for a protein of 215 amino acids. The record is from RefSeq and is a predicted model, not a curated record. NCBI's taxonomy places the organism in Eukaryota, Metazoa, Arthropoda, Insecta, Coleoptera, Chrysomelidae. Gene Ontology annotation, molecular function: metalloendopeptidase inhibitor activity; protease binding. Gene Ontology annotation, biological process: negative regulation of membrane protein ectodomain proteolysis; negative regulation of endopeptidase activity.
UUUCGUUGACCGUUUGUGUUUACCUAAUUUUCAUGCCCAAUUGGGCACAAAUAUCUCGUUAGUCCUUAGGUGAGGUAGGCAUAUUUAUAACCGUGUGAAGAUAGCGCGAAACGUUUUCAGUUCAGUUCGAAUUUCGUUGUGUAUCGCUUCGGUCGGUUUUUGUUGAAUUUUAGUAACAACACACGUGGUUCGAAAAUACUUUCGUCGAUGAUUUCGCGGUUUUGGAUUUGAUCAAUUUUCGGUGACAGUUUGCCCAAUUUCUCAUUAUGAAUACAAACAGGCUUCUUUUCACUUUUGGAUGUCUCUGUAGUAUUAUCGUUUAUUCAAAUGCCUGUUCGUGCAUGCCUCAACAUAUGCAAGAAAGGUUCUGUGAGUCUGAUUUUGUUAUUUUGGCUCGAGUGAAGAGAGAACACAUAAUAGGAGACAGAAGAGUGUAUAAAGUUAGAGUAAAAAAGGAAUUCAAGACAUCGGAAAAAGCAAUAAUAGCUUUGAAAUCAGGAAAAUUGAUGACAGCUGCGCAAGAUUCACUAUGUGGAGUCAAUUUAGAUAUUGGAAAAACUUAUGUUUUAUCAGGUCGAAUCUACGCGUUACGAGCACAAGUAAAUUUGUGCGGUAUUCAUACUGAGUGGCAACAUUUGACGAAAAGACAGAAGAAAGGAUUAAGAUUACUCUAUAGACAUGGAUGUAAUUGCAAAAUACGAAGAUGUUUCUACGGAAGAUGCCACAGACAAAUCGAUAGUUGUACUUGGAGGAAUUCUUGCGAAUCCAACGAAGGAAUAUGUCUUCGUCAAAAUAACCAAUCGUGUAUGUGGGCUAAAACUAGAUUGCUAUCGACAUGUACGAAAGAAUGGAGAAGGAAUAGCACCAUCACCGCUGCUCGCAAUCACAGAUUCAACUUGAAUUUUUCUCACUAGUUUUGACAAUUGAUAUAUAAAAAAUAUUCGCAGAAUGUUCA